This is a messenger RNA of Anthonomus grandis grandis, 1631 nucleotides long. It is a transcript of the gene Max, whose product is annotated as protein max. Gene Ontology annotation, molecular function: protein dimerization activity; DNA-binding transcription factor activity. The record is from RefSeq and is a predicted model, not a curated record. Lineage: Eukaryota; Metazoa; Arthropoda; Insecta; Coleoptera; Curculionidae. The transcript has 5 exons. Bases 198 to 689 code for a protein of 163 amino acids. Gene Ontology annotation, cellular component: RNA polymerase II transcription regulator complex. Gene Ontology annotation, biological process: positive regulation of transcription by RNA polymerase II.
AAGUCAACUUUUGACAAGUUUACAUUACACAAGGAAUUAUUUACAUUUUUGGUCAAAAUAUACCUUGAAAAGUAUCAAAAAACAUUAAAUAAAAAACCCUACAAUUGCAGUUCAGGAUCAGCACUGAUAUAAAGGAGUGAAAAAAAGUAUAUUACUUACCUUUUUGAAUUCACAGCCUUAAAAUUACGUUCUCCAGGAUGAGUGACGACGACAGGGAGGUAGAUGUUGAAAGUGAUGAUGGAGAUGAUUCAGAUACCCGCCAAUCUCUUUCAAGACAGUCCUCUGGAAGUCAAUAUUAUUCCCAGGCUGAGAAAAGGGCACAUCAUAAUGCGUUAGAAAGAAAAAGGAGAGAUCACAUUAAAGACAGCUUUAGUAGCUUACGAGAUUCUGUACCUGCUUUAAAUGGAGAAAAGGCAAGUAGAGCUCAAAUUCUUAAGAAGGCAGCGGAAUACAUUAUGUUCAUGAGAAAAAAGAAUAACUCACAUCAGCAGGACAUUGAAGAUCUUAAGAGACAAAACAGCCUCCUAGAAGCUCAAAUUCGUACCUUAGAAAACGUGAAACAAACAGGCGUAUUUGACUGUGACCUGGAAAAAGAUGAUAUGUAUGACACUGAAGAAUCUGACGAGUCAGAAAGUGAAGAUACCAUAACACAGAGACGACCUCCCAAGAAAUUUAAAGCUUUUCAUUAAUGAUGAAUGUUUUUUCUUGUAAAAUAUGGCCCAAAACAUUUCUCCAUAUUAAUAGUAGCUAGUAGCGCAUUUUAUCAUGGAAAACAUUAUGGUUUAGUAUUUGUAUAUUUUUAAGAUCAUCUGAGGCUGGCUUUAACCUUGAAAAGGGGAAUCUUCUUUAUUUAAUGAAAUUAAAAAAAAAAAUCUACAGUGACCCAGAUUCAAGACUCACCAUUGGGAUCUCAGAAUUAGUCUUGAAUUUGGGCCACCCUUUACUGUACAGUCUUCAAAUAUAUACCCAAGCAUAUUGGGUAAUCAAAGAUGUGUUCGAAAUAAAACUGUCUAUAGGCAAAAAAUGAAGGAACACAACAUAUUAAACAGAGAUAAGAGUAUCAUAACUUUGCCUAUAGACAGUUAAAAUUUGGUUGUUUUGAAGCCAUCUUAUAUGCAAGUAACUCUUUAAAUUUAACUGUUGCAAGUGCUACAAUCUGAGUUAAAUUUAAAAUGAUUAUUGCAAUAUGUAUUUAUUUUCAAUGAGUGCAAAUGUGGUCAAGCCUUAAACUAAUACAAUCAGUGGCGGUUAUUUGUAGUUACUGUAUGGAAAUAGUCCAAAAGUAAUAAAAUUAAAGAAAAGCAUGAUUAAACUAUAUGAAUGUUAGUUGUAAAAUAAUUAUUGAUAUUUAUUUUGUUGCUUUAGUUCAUGGUCCUAUGGUGACUUUUAAACUGUAAAUUCGCAAAAUUCUGAAUCUUUAUUAGUCAUAAAGGAUUUGUUUAUAUGGCAUUUUUAUCAAUACUGCAGUUUUCUUUCUUAAAUGAACCCUCACUGAUUUAAGAUCUGGCAAUGGUAAAUAUGCAAAAUAGGUUGACCAAUAGAUUUAAGUUCAUUUAUAGUUUCUUAUUUUGUUAGAUGUAUAAUAUCAUCGUAAGUUCAAACACUGUGGUAGGAAAUAAAAAUCCAAAAUG